AUGAGUGUAGAAGGUACGCCCGGGCCGGCAUCUCCCCAAGAUAGCCCGGCCGCCCUCGCCGCCCAGCCCAUUGAUUCCAACCGCUCCUCAGAUACGUCCCUUUCACACAGCGAUACGCCCAGUAGCCACAUGGUGGUGCUGCGGCCCCAGCACAGACCAAAAUCUAAAGUCAAAGUCUUUCAAUGCACAGGCUAUGACGACUGCAAUAUGACGUUUUCUAGAAGCGAACACUUGGCCCGUCACAUCCGAAAGCACACCGGGGAAAGGCCGUUCGUGUGCUUCUGUGGCCGCUCGUUUUCAAGGCUGGACAACCUUCGCCAACACGUGUACACUGUGCACGCCAAGGAAGGCCAUAUCGUGCAGUCGAACGGCACGGCAAUAGCCAUUGGAUCCAAGACACGGCGCGCUGCCUUUGAUGCCCUACAGCAGCAGCCACAACAGCAGCAGCCACAACAGCAGCAGCCACAACAGCAGCAACUGCCACAGCUCCAGCAGCAACCCCAAUCAACGCCAGUUGCAGCAACCUCUGGGCAACCUCAGCGCCAACCUUAUUAUCAACCCACCCCGACUCAGGAUGCUCCCAUGGCUGGCGCGAACGGGACCCCACAAAAGCCGCUGCCUCCGCAUCCGGUCAUGGUCAUGCCAAUGGCUACACCUGUAUCAUCCGAUGCUACUUCGCAGUAUCACCCAGCCCAGCAAACGACGGCUGGGGGUGUGCCUAUGAUGAUGAUGGGAGGAAUUAUGAGUGGGCAACCCAUGUCACAACAGCCUGCUCCAGCUCCUGGGUAUACUUAUGCACAUACUUCUGGCCAGGGACUCGUCCAGGUUCCAAUUUCAGCUGCAGUGGGAGGGCAGCCCCAGGUGUAUUUCCAAGGCCAGCAUUCUGCUACCGCUCCGACGGCCCCAGCAGCUCCAGCAGCCCCAGCAGCUCCAGCAGCCCCAGCAGCCCCAGCGGCUCCAGCGGCCCCUUCACACGCGUCGUAUCCACUUUGGACUACAGCGGCCCCCAGUAGCACACAUCCACUCCCGUCCAGGCCGCACUCAACAGACGAAUCGGCAGCUCUACACUUUGCAUCAAACGCGCCUCCGGCAUCUCCGACGUCUACAUCAUCAGCCCUUGACGGUGCGUCACCGCUUCGUGCCCCUUCUUCCUUCUCAAAUAGGCAGAGUCGUGAUAGAUGCAGCGUGUCGUCCGUCGAAAGCUCUGGUCACAUGUCUGUCGCAUCUGGGUCGUCCUCCGUUCGAUCCUCGCAAACCUCCCUGUGGCUAAGCUCGGUGCUGAAUGACUCUAACGAAUCGCCGCCCACAGUGAGCCCGCAGGCUUUCGAGCCCGAGGGUAACUGUCUGCCGGCGGUUUCCCAGCUUGGUCCCUUGAAGUCCAGCCCACGCCGGACUGAUCUGUUGACGAAGCCCCUCCCAAAAUUGCCCUUUGAAAUAUCCAACAGUUCCAACAGCUAG
Molecule: messenger RNA, 1458 nt
Organism: Wickerhamiella sorbophila
Lineage: Eukaryota; Fungi; Ascomycota; Dipodascomycetes; Dipodascales; Trichomonascaceae
Product: Biofilm and cell wall regulator 1
Exons: 1
Coding region: 1-1458 (485 amino acids)
Biological process (GO): regulation of transcription by RNA polymerase II
Cellular component (GO): chromatin
Molecular function (GO): DNA-binding transcription factor activity, RNA polymerase II-specific; RNA polymerase II cis-regulatory region sequence-specific DNA binding
Source: RefSeq, a predicted model, not a curated record